GUUGCCUGAGACUCGUUUGCUCGCACGCUCGUCGCCCUAGUGCUCCGUUGCUUGCCCUUCGUUUCACCCACGCUGUCUCAGAUCUUGUGCAUUUGCUCCACGGAUCUGAGGUACGGCUGUUCUCAGCCUCGUCACCCCGAUAUUUGCGUAUUUUUAAGACCGUUUCGACGGUUUUUGGUGCAGUUUCCUGUUCGAUAGAAGAGGGAGGGAGUUGUUGCGGAGAAAUGCGGGAGUGUCGAUAGCCAGCGGACAGGGGGGGUGGGAUUGUUACCGAUUGAGCUUGUCCCGAAGGCGAUUGCAUUUGGUCUUGUUUGAAGCCGGGCACAAUGGUGGUGCUGGCAGCGUCUAUCAUCAGCAAGUCCGGGAAAGCUUUGGUUUCUCGGCAGUAUGUGGACAUGUCCAGGAUUCGAAUUGAGGGAUUGCUCGCCACCUUCCCCAAGCUUGUUGGUAUCGGAAAGCAGCAUACAUAUGUUGAGACAGACAAUGUUCGUUAUGUCUAUCAGCCAAUGGAGUCAUUGUUCCUUCUUCUGGUGACCAACAAGCAGAGCAACAUUUUAGAAGAUCGGGACACGUUACAACUCCUCUCCAAGCUUGUACCUGAAUACGUUCCAUCCCUUGACGAGGAGAGUAUCUGCAGGAUGGCCUUUGAACUUAUAUUUGCCUUCGAUGAAGUGAUUUCUUUAGGUCAUAAAGAAAAUGUUACUAUCGCGCAAGUCAAGCAGUAUGUGGAGAUGGAGAGUCAUGAAGAAAGGAUGCACAAGCGUAUUAUGGAGAGUAAAAUCAACGACACGAAAGAUCUCAUGAAGCGCAAGGCAAACGAAAUCGAGAAGAACAGGAUCGAGAAAGGCAGAGGUGACAAAGGAAACUAUGUUUCAUCCAUGCCUUCAAUGGGUUCAAGGUUUGACAACGGUUUUAGCGACACAAACUCUUCAAUGGGUGGAGGCGCAAGAAGUAAUUUAUCCGGCUUUGUGCCAGGCCUUGACACUGAUGUUUUCAAACCUCCAGCCCGAGUUAUCUCUUCCUCAGCUCCUUCAAAAGGGGGCAUGCAAUUGGGCAAGUCAACCAAAACCAAUCAGUUCCUAGAGUCUCUCAAAGCGGAGGGUGAGGUUAUUGUUGAGGACAUUGCACCUGGACCACUCAGAUCAGCAGCUGCUGUACCCAUCAGUUCAGAUCCUAUCAUGAUUGGCGUGGAGGAGAAGCUUGUGGUUGUUUUAAGGAAGGAUGGGGGUCUUGAGAAUUUGGAAGUACAGGGUAACAUGUCUCUUGUAGUUCAAAAGGAAGAAGAUGCUUACAUUCGGGUCCAGGUUGAGUCAAGCGCAAACUCAAAUUUCAAUUUCAAGACCCAUCCAAAUAUUGACAAAAACCUUUACUCUGAGAGGAACGUUCUGGGUCUUAAGGAUCCUAGUAGGCCAUUUCCCACAGGCAAUCCUCUGGGUAUCUUGAAGUGGCGUAUGCAAAGCAAGCAGGAGUCGAUGGUUCCUCUGAGCAUUAACUGCUGGCCAUCCCUAUCCGGUGGAGAGUCGUAUGUCAACAUCGAAUAUGAAGCUUCUAGGGCUUUUGAGCUUCAGAAUGUUGUGAUACAUAUCCCAUUGCCAGCAAUUCGUGAUGUUCCUACUGUUAACCAAGUGGAUGGUGAAUGGAGGUUUGAUUCCAGGAAUUCUGUAUUGGAGUGGAACAUUACGCUGAUCGAUAAUUCUAACAGAAGUGGAUCGAUGGAGUUUGUUGUACCUGCAGCAGAUCCAAAUUCGUUCUUUCCUAUAGAUGUCAAGUUUACAGCAAACAAGACCUUCUGCGAUUUAAAGGUUGGAUCCGUGAUUCAAACUCAGAAUGGUAACACUGUCAAGUUUGGAAAACGGACGCAAUUGGUAGUGGACAGCUACCAAGUUGUAUAAAUUCACUCGAACUUUUCAUAUGAGUUCCAUAAUAGGUAGUUUGUUCGAGGCUACAAAAGGGAGAAUCGCUCUCCCUUCCUAUUCUAUGAUUAUCAUAGGUGCACCACAUCAAGUUGUUGGGAAAACACUAGUCUCUUUCCCAUACUUCAUUGAAGGGUGACUGAAAUAUGUUUUUGCCUACGCCUUUUAGUUAGCUGCCUUUAGGGGUGCACAUGCACUAGUUACUGAGAGGACGGUAGUAAAGAUCAUCUUUGGCCAGGCUGAACCAGUCGUAUUAGGGACCCAGUUGCAUGUUUAGUCUUGGCUAGAAGAUCAGGGUGGCAAAUCAGUAGAAUUCCCAUUUCUCUCCACAAUAGUUGUUCCAGCUGAAGAUUAGGUAACCUCUCUUUUUGAGACACCUGGUGUCUGGAAACUGGGCCACUCAUCAGACGAGCCUGGCUUUUGGCGGUUUUUUGGACCACAUUAGUUGGGUCUGAAAUAGCUAACAUUCGUUUAAUGCAAAUAAGGGCCUUUUACAGGGAUCUAUUUUUUGCUA
Messenger RNA from Physcomitrium patens, 2427 nucleotides. Its product is annotated as coatomer subunit delta-1. The record is from RefSeq and is a predicted model, not a curated record. Gene Ontology annotation, cellular component: COPI vesicle coat. Gene Ontology annotation, biological process: Golgi localization; endoplasmic reticulum to Golgi vesicle-mediated transport; retrograde vesicle-mediated transport, Golgi to endoplasmic reticulum. NCBI's taxonomy places the organism in Eukaryota, Viridiplantae, Streptophyta, Bryopsida, Funariales, Funariaceae.